This is a messenger RNA of Salvia miltiorrhiza (redroot sage), 393 nucleotides long. RefSeq names its product auxin-induced protein 15A-like. Gene Ontology annotation, biological process: response to auxin. The transcript has a single exon. Lineage: Eukaryota; Viridiplantae; Streptophyta; Magnoliopsida; Lamiales; Lamiaceae. Bases 1 to 393 code for a protein of 130 amino acids. The record is from RefSeq and is a predicted model, not a curated record.
AUGGAUUUAUCUAAGGGUGCAAAGAGAAAAUUAGGAGUGUUGUCCAACAUGUGGAAGAGGUGCAAAUCCUUUAAAAAGGGAAUGAAGGUGGCGCCGGCGCCGGUGGGGUAUUUUCCGAUCUACGUGGGCCCGGAGAAGGAAAGGUUCAUGAUCAAAACGGAGCAUGUGAACCAUCCCCUCUUCAAGAGUCUACUGGAAGAAGCUGAAUCAGAGUAUGGAUAUGGUCACAAGAGCCUCCUCAUGCUUCCAUGCCAAGUUGAUCGCUUCGUGAAUGUGUUGAUGGACUGUGAUGAUGAUGAUGAUCAACAAAUUGGCUGCACUUUUGUUGGAAGGACUCAAUCCUCUAACUACCAUUUCCUUACCCCACCAACACCUACUGCCUUGGCUCGAUAA